Pisolithus orientalis is the source of this 1029-nucleotide messenger RNA. RefSeq lists its product as uncharacterized. The annotation marks the transcript as partial. The record is from RefSeq and is a predicted model, not a curated record. NCBI's taxonomy places the organism in Eukaryota, Fungi, Basidiomycota, Agaricomycetes, Boletales, Pisolithaceae. The transcript is spliced from 4 exons.
AUGUUUGGAGUUGGGAUGGGAGGUGGUCCUGGUCUCAAGGGCCUCGGUGCAGGCUGGCAGGUCUGGGGCUCCGGCACUCCGGGUCCGAAGAGGAACGCGUCGAUUUCUUCCGCGGCAAGCGUGGGCGACUUGUCUCCGUCUCAGACAGAGAACGGCUACCGAAGCAACAUCGGAGAGUCGUGGAGUGCACCUCGGGCAUCCAGUGGGACUUGGGACGAGUUGAGUGGCAGCCCGCAGAAGAAGGAUUUUUCGCAGCUGCCACAGGAUUCCAAUCCGGCUCUGCCACUUCGUCACACCCGCCAGAGACAAGCUGGAGUUGCUCACCCGGUCGGAUUAUCGGGACCAAGGAUGGACGAUCGCGGUCCGGCCAAAACCGGCCAAUACUCGCCGCAGAGGUUCGAUCACAGCAUUGGCAAAGACGGUAGGUACUCGUCCUCUCAUCCUGUGCCAGGUGCCUACGGGUCUUCGCGUUUUCCUGGUCAAAAUGGGGGUUUCGACUCUGUUCAAGUGUCGUCUAUUGUCGAGAACGACCUUGCUCUUGGACUUCGGGGAAUGGCGGUCGAGGACGAGCAAGUGAACAACCAGUACCGUCAGCAACCCCCUGCGAAUGUGCCACAUCCUGCUUCUGCCGUCCCCCAGGUACGGCCGCCCCCGCAGAUUGUUCAAGGACGUGCGCCAUAUCCUGGAUACCCACAAGCAGAUUACCCAUCAUUCUAUACCAGUGGCACUGUGCGCGACCCCUAUAUGGAGUAUGGAUAUGGAUACAGUGCUCCACCAGAUCCUACACUCUAUCCCUCCUCUGCUGGCGCGAACAAUACGUCACCCCCGAGUAUAUAUCCGUCUGUCUCUUCGCAGACCCUCCACCCCCCAGCCUCAGGUGCUCAGCAGCAAUCAGGCGUGUACUUUGAUUAUUCUGGCACAGCUAGGUCUCCUUCCCAAUUCUACUACCCCCCACAUCAAGCCAUGAUGUAUGCGACUAUGCCGUCACUUUCGCCCUUACCCACACCUCAGCUCAGUGCUGCGGUGCCG